Messenger RNA from Schistosoma rodhaini, 1974 nucleotides. Lineage: Eukaryota; Metazoa; Platyhelminthes; Trematoda; Strigeidida; Schistosomatidae. The record is from the annotation of a GenBank genome assembly.
AUGAAAGGUAAAAGACGUGUCAAAUCUAUGAAUAAACAGUCAAAUAAUAAAUACGGAAGAAAAGAAAUUACUCGACUGUAUAGCUUUGAUAAAAACGCCUAUCAAGAGAUGUAUCUUUAUUCAUGUGGUAUUAGUAGUACUGAACAUUCGAAAUGUGAUUCGUUUAGCAAUGCAAGUUUAAAAACAGUUCAAGAAAUGAUGACAUCUAAAGGAACACAACAAACAUACAGUUUACGACAAAUGUCAUCAUAUCAAUCAAAUGAGAAUGAUCAUAGAUUACCAGCCCCUAGUGACAAGAAAACUAGACUUAUUUUUGGUUUACAAAAUCCACCACUGAAUAUUACUAAACUUCAAAUGGUACAACCAGAUUGUAAAAUGGUUACAAAGAAAGGGACAUUACUUCGAGCAUUCUCUGAAAGUUGUACAACUAAGUGUGCAAGUCAUACUGGUAGUAUUAGUCAUGAGGACAGUGAGAUAAGUAGCAAUAAAAAAUCAAUAUCAUCUGAUAAAGAAACACAAAAUAGGAUUCAUUUACCAAAGUUAAGUGAUUCAAAUGUUUCCGGAAACUUACAGCUUUGGUCAGACAUUACAAAAUUCAAUAAAUCAUUAAUUCGAAGUGAAAAAUCAUUAUCAUCACCAAGUGAAUCUGUAUGGUCAGAGGUUAAACGUCGCUUUAGUAGUACUGAAAACGUUUUCGAUCCUGUUAUGCGUAUCUUGUCUACAGUACGAUACAAAGGGACAUAUAUGUUUUUCAUUGCCAUAUACACGACUAUUGGAAUACUAAAUGUAACAAUUAACCGAUUAAUCGGUGUUAGUAAUCUUAUUAAAAGUUCAAAUAUUUUACCAAGUCAAACAUCAACUAAUUUUGUUGUAAGUUUACGUUUAAGACACAAUAAAAGUUCUACAAUUUACAUAGGAGACGAUGAAGAUAAUGAAAAGAGAAUAAAUUCGCGUAAUAAAAGUGAAGGUUUUCAUAAAAAUUAUAAUACACAACCAGUUUUAACUUCAUUAAAUCCAAAUUUCGAUCAUGCUGAAUUAGUUUUAGCGGUAUUCCAGUCAACAACAGUGAAUGAAUUUACUAACCUAAAUAGUAAUAUAAUACCAAGACGUAAUAAUCCCGUCGUUUCAUAUCAUCAUUCAUGUCCUUGUGGAAAUGAUAGAUCUCUACGUAGAGUGAAUAUGAUAUUUGAAGAGAUGGGAUGUAUUGGUGUAACGUUUUACAAAUUAAACCAACAUGAAUUAAUUAAUUGUCCCGAAAAAAUGCAAAAUAUUUGGCAGGAAUUGGGAAAAUUACCAGAGUUUCAAAGUAGACAGACAAAAAUAGAAAACUGUGAUAACAAUGACUCAAUAAAUUAUUUAACAAACUACAAGGUAUAUCCAUUCGAGGAUGGAAAAACUUUGCCAAAUGUUAGUUCAGAAGUUCCACAAAUUCAAGAGUUAAAAAAAUCAUUGGUGAAAGUAACUAUUCAAUACAAAAUAGAUUCUUCUAUCUUUGACAUUUUUAUAGAAGAGAUGAAAAAUGUGAAAAUUUUAAAAAAUGAAACUGAAAUGAUAUUUCAAGCAUUAUUCUGCCUUGGUAAUACAACCUUAUCCGUUGUACGAUGUGAACCAAUUCGACUUGAUAAAACAAAAUCAUCUAGUGAAGAGAAAAGCACUGAUCAAAAUGACUUAUUCCGAAUUUACAAUCAUAUUUCACUUCCUGAUGACGAACAUGUUUCAGUAAAUGUUGAUGUGAAUCGAUUAUUAAACUAUAAUAAUAUUGGAAUAAUUUUACAAAUAUUUACACGAACAGAUACAUCGAAUCACUUAAGACGUGUGGCAAAUAUUUCAAUUGGUGUGACUAAAUUAACCGAUAACUUAGCAUCAAUUCAGUGGAACGCUUUAAUUAAAGAGUUAAAACAAUUGAAAAGUAAUAACCAAUUAUUUGGAUCAACGAAAAAAUUCACUUAUUGGCAUUUAAUGGAAUCAUCCUGA